Molecule: messenger RNA, 1365 nt
Organism: Quercus robur (English oak)
Lineage: Eukaryota; Viridiplantae; Streptophyta; Magnoliopsida; Fagales; Fagaceae
Exons: 2
Coding region: 1-1365 (454 amino acids)
Biological process (GO): DNA integration
Molecular function (GO): RNA-DNA hybrid ribonuclease activity; nucleic acid binding
Source: RefSeq, a predicted model, not a curated record
AUGGAUGGGGCUUCCAGCGCCAAAGGGGCCGGAGCUAGGGUAGUCAUAAUCACCCCGAAAGGAAUUCUCUUGGAACAUUCGUUCAGGCUGGGGUUUAAUGCCUCCAACAAUGAGGCAGAGUAUGAAGCAUUGCUUGCCGGACUGAGGGCCAUUUCAUGGUUAGAGGCCCGGGACGUGGAGAUCUAUUCGGAUUCAAGACUCAUUGUCAACCAGGUACAGGGGAAUUUUGAGGCUCGAGAUCCUCGGAUGAAAGCCUACUUGGACUUGGUGAGGCAGGUCAUGGACGGCUUUUGUACGGUGAAGGUGAUUCAAGUGGCCCGAGCACAGAAUAGACAUGCCGACUCUCUCGCCACUCUAGCCUCGUCAAUUGCCAAGGAUAUUCCCCAGCUUAUCAGAGUGGAACUCGUCCUCGAGCCCAGCAUUAAGGUGGCAGGAAGUGAGAGGGCUGAAAGAGUCGAAGUCACAGCAGUCGCAACACUUGGUCCGAGCUGGAUGGACCCCAUCGUGGAUUUCUUGGCCGAUGAUCUGAUUCCGGAUGAUGAGAAAGAGGCUAACAAAGUCCACAGGGUGGUAGCCUGGUAUUGGUUGUCUGGAGACCGGAAACUCUAUCGUAGGUCAUUCGGAGGGCCAUAUCUGUCAUGCUUGCACCCGGAGAAAGUAGGCCAGCUCUUGGCCGAGUUGCACAAAGAGAUAUGCGGCAGCCAUGUAGGGGGACGAUCACUGGCGCACUGGGCAAUGACUCAGGGAUUCUGGUGGCCCUGGAUGCAAAAGGACGUUGUGGAAUAUGUUCGGAAGUGUGAACAGUGCAAUCGAAGAUUCGUGUUGGUGGCUGUUGAUUACUUCACCAAAUGGGCAGAGGCAAAAGCUUUGGCCAAUAUCUGGGAUGUAGAUGUGAAGAAGUUCAUAUGGAAGAACAUAAUCACCAGGUUCGGAGUCCCGAACUCCCUUAUAUCGGACAACGAGCUGCAGUUUGAAAGUCGAAGUUUUCGCGAAUUUUGCAGCAAUCUCGGGAUCAGGAACAGGUACUCUACCCCGGCGUAUCCUCAAGGCAAUGGCCAAGCUGAGGCCGUGAACAAGGUGAUCGUGAAUGACUUGAAGCGAAAGCUGGAAGGAGCGAAGGGCAACUGGGCUGAAGAACUACCAAGUGUUUUAUGGGCAUACCGGACAACUCCUCAAAGAUCCACAGGCAAAACCCCAUUCUCUCUCACUUACGGAGCUAAAGCCGUGAUACCAGCUAAGAUCAACCUAUGCAGGGCACGGGUCUCAGAAUUCGAUACGAAACAAAACGAAGGUCAGCUGACGGGGUGCCUAGAUUUACUUGAAGAACACCGAGAGGCAGCAACCAUAAGACUAGCAGAGUAUUAA